Pyrus x bretschneideri (Chinese white pear) is the source of this 1629-nucleotide messenger RNA. RefSeq names its product serine/arginine-rich splicing factor SR45. Bases 16 to 1215 code for a protein of 399 amino acids. Gene Ontology annotation, molecular function: RNA binding. The transcript has 13 exons. NCBI's taxonomy places the organism in Eukaryota, Viridiplantae, Streptophyta, Magnoliopsida, Rosales, Rosaceae. The record is from RefSeq and is a predicted model, not a curated record. Gene Ontology annotation, cellular component: nucleoplasm; cytoplasm; ASAP complex. Gene Ontology annotation, biological process: mRNA splicing, via spliceosome.
CUCUCUCUCUCCGCCAUGGCGAAGCCAACCCGAGCCCGUCGCUCGCCAUCUGGCUCCGUGUCCGGCUCAUCCUCCCGGUCCCGUUCCCGCUCCUACUCAGGCUCCGACUCCCUCUCCAGCUCGCGUUCUCGCUCUCGAUCUCGCUCCAGGUCCUUCACCUCUUCCUCCUCUCCGUCCCGGAGCGGCAGCUCUCGCAGCCGAAGUCCCCCUGCCUCCAAAAAAAGUCCUGAAGUUGCAAGACGAGGUCGUUCUCCACCACCACAAUCUAAAAAGGUGUCACCGCCCCCAAGGAAAGCUUCUCCAGUUCAUCAGUCACUUGUUCUUCACAUUGACGCGCUUACAAGGAAUGUGCAUGAAGGCCAUUUACGAGAAAUAUUCUGUAACUUUGGGGAAGUUGUCAAUGUGGAGCUGGCAAUGGAUCGUACUGUUAAUCUUCCAAAAGGAUUUGGAUAUGUUGAGUUCAAAACACGAGCAGAUGCUGAAAAAGCACAAUUAUACAUGGAUGGCGCUCAAAUCGAUGGUAAUGUCGUUCGAGCAAAGUUUACAUUACCUCAACGUCAGAAGGUGUCUUCUCCUCCUAAGCCUGUUGCCACUGCUCCAAAGAGAGAUGCUGUGAAAACUGAUGGUGCCAGUGCUGACAAAGAUGCACCAAGGCGACCGAGGGAAGCUUCUCCUCGUCGGAGAGGUGUUCCCUCACCACGAAGGAGAUCACCUGUCGGUCGAAGAGGUGAAUCUCCAAGACGACCAUUAGAUUCUCCACCACGUCGUCGUGCUGCCUCGCCUGCUCGUCCCUACCGCCAUGGUGGUUCACCUCCAAGGAAAAGGCUUGCAUCUCCACCCAGAGGUCGUUCUGGAUCGCCGCCACCAAGGCGACGUUCCCCUGUUAGAAGGAUACGAGGCAGUCCCAUUCGUAGACGCUCUCCAGGACCUCCAAGGCGCCGUUCACCUCCUAGACGGUUUCGUAGUCCUCCCAGAAGGUCUCCAAUUCGUAGGCGUACUCGUUCUCCCAUUCGUAGGCCUGGUCGAUCCCGUUCAAGGUCAAUCUCGCCGCGGAGAGGUCGAGGACCAGCUACUAGACGUGGGAGGUCAUCGUCAUCUGGAUCACCUAGUCCACGAAAGGCACCCCGAAGAAUCUCUCGCAGUCCGAGAAGGCCUUUGAGGGGAAGAAGCAGUAGCAAGAGCAGCACCAGCAGUUCACCCCCUCGUAAGCCAUAGCUUUAGGUUCUGAUGGCGGGCACUUUAUGAAGGUCUUUAAGGGAAGCAGUAGCAGUUCACCUUCCGCGUAGGCCAUAGGUAACACCUGCAUCUCCCUCCACUCCCCCUCACUCCCCCUCACCCCCGCUCCUUUCCUUUUUCUGUCCCUUCCCCUUCUGCAUUUACUUUGUUGUCAUGAGUGCGUAGCACAAAAUUCUCAAGAGUGACGGAUAUUCUCGGAGUUGAUAUUACGAUUUGGAUCGCUUAUGAGUAGACAGGAUCAAGUUGUGUUAUUUUGAGCUUUUAAAACUCGUUUCGGUGAUUUGCUUUUUUAAUUCCAUGACUGUAUCCACGCUGUGGGAAGGAAGGAUGCCGCUUAAUUGCACAUUUGGUUAAUCUAUUGUGAAACAAGUUUAUGAUAUGGUUUUCUUUUUA